AUUAUGUAUACAACAGAAGUUGCAAAGAGCGACAGCGCAUAUAGCAAACUUCCCUUCAACAAGGUUGACGCCAGGUUACCGAUGGAGCGUAUGCCAUUAGAACGUAGUAGUAUUGAACGAUACAUUGCAAGAGUGAUCACGAGUUCAAACAGCGCUGCACUGAUAAACUUGCCCAUAAUCAGGUGUUCCACUUUCAUAGCCUCAAAAAUGCUCAGGGUCGAUGCGGGAACGCAUACGCUUUCGAGCAGAAACCCCCCAAGCACAUCGCAAACGGCCAUGGAGAUAACCAUAAGCUUGAAGCCGCAUUAAAUCGCCACUCGGGACAACAAAGAAGUCAAAACGUUUACCGAGUAGCUCGCCAAUAAAAACUAGCUUUAUCUUCCUGUCAUUAUGUCAUAAGGCGAGUAUACGCAUGAGAAGUAGACCUGAAAGAUAAUAAAAAAAUCUUGUUGAUAUAAACAAGCUAACCUUCUGCAGAAAACAUGAUAAGAAACAAGGAUGCCCCACUAGUUCGAUAUGAUUCCAAGCACUGUAUUACUUAGCAUCAACAUACGUCGAGUCUGGUUCAGAGAGAGUUCAUGCCGUUUCAACUGAUUGUCGCUUAAGAGUGACUGGCAGACCACUGUCACUGAGAAUCUUUCCCCAAUAAUGAAGUACAUUGCUCACCAUAUAUUUCGCUGAUGAUCCAU
Messenger RNA from Suillus subaureus, 689 nucleotides. RefSeq lists its product as uncharacterized. The coding region runs from base 4 to 309 and encodes 101 amino acids. The transcript is spliced from 4 exons. The record is from RefSeq and is a predicted model, not a curated record. NCBI's taxonomy places the organism in Eukaryota, Fungi, Basidiomycota, Agaricomycetes, Boletales, Suillaceae.